Molecule: messenger RNA, 3115 nt
Organism: Onychostoma macrolepis
Lineage: Eukaryota; Metazoa; Chordata; Actinopteri; Cypriniformes; Cyprinidae
Gene: slc66a3
Product: solute carrier family 66 member 3
Exons: 7
Coding region: 143-754 (203 amino acids)
Source: RefSeq, a predicted model, not a curated record
CAAUGAGCUACGGGCGCUGCGGAGGGUCAAAUGUCGCGCGGCGCGCUGAUGUGUGCGGAAGUGCCGCUGAUUCAGAUGCUAACAUCUGGAGCCGCUUCGUGCCAGGAUCCCGCGAGCGGAUCACAGAGAGAGAUUAACAGAGAUGGACGACAAUAUGAUGCUGCAUUUGGCGAACUUCAGCACUCUGUUCGUGUGUAUGGUGCUGAAGUUGCCGCAGAUCUUCGUGCUGAUGCGGGCCAGAGCCACCGCUGGAGUCAGUCUGAACAGUCUGCUGCUCGAGCUGCUCGGGUUUAUAGUGUUCAUGUCCUAUCAGAUGUAUUAUGAGUAUCCACCGCUCACAUACCUGGAGUAUCCCAUCCUCAUUGCACAAGAUGUCAUUGUGCUCCUGUUAAUCCUGCAUUACAACAGCAACAUGAAACACAGCCUUAUAUACGCAGCACUGUUUGUGGGUGGAUGGCAGCUGCUUACAGUACAGAAGUGGGUGAUUGAUCUGGCCAUGAGUUUGUGCACUUUCAUUAGUGCUGGCAGUAAACUGGCACAGCUUCAGUGUCUGUGGCGCUCAAAGGACUCUGGGCAGGUCAGCGCUCUCACCUGGGCUCUGGCCACAUAUACAUGCCUGGCACGGAUCUUCACCACCGUCAUCACCACAGGAGACACACAAGUUCUCAUACGGUUUGUUGUCAUGAGCAUUCUGAACAUGUGGGUCACAGUCACAGUCAUCUACUACAAACCUCAUGCAGUGAAACAGGAUUAAGAGGAUGCAACGUUCUGCAUACAGUUUAUCUCAAUGUAUUCUCUGUCUGCUUGUUGGGAUAUAUAUAUUUUUUUGAAGAACUAAACUAGAUUCAGGUCAGGUGCUAUUUGGAUGUAACCCUUUCUAUAUUGCAAUUUAAAAGAUUUAAGAUUUACUGACUUCGGGUAAGUGUGUACAACCAAAAAUCAUAUCAUAAUGCUUUGGGUUUCCCAGUUGAUUUAGUGCUUGCAAGCCACUUUUCUGUUGAAAAUCUUAAUCUUAGGUGUGCUUAUUACAUAUAUAAGUUUAAUUCAAAAUGCAACAGUGAUGACAAUAUUAUUUGCCUACUGAAUUGCAAUUGGUCUUGUCUUUCUUGCUUCUAUCAGACCAUUUUUAGUCGGCUUUACACUUUAAUACUUAUGGUCAGCUUAAAGUUUUCCAUACUUUUAUUUUGCUGCCUUGCAAGCACUAGUAUUUUCUUCAGAACAUGCAAAUCUAUUAUGUACUGGGAUGUGGGAAAGUGUUUUUCCCAGAAUAAUUGCUUUAAAUCUCAUAUUCCCAUGAAGGAAAACAGAUAUGAAUGUUGUAGACUCACAAAUGAUGAAUUGUAUUUUAUAUAUAUCAGAAAUAGUGUUAUGAAACGGUAAAAACAUUCCUAUCCUUCACUGAUUCUAACACUUUCUUAUAAUUCCUGGUAGUUUUCUUGCCUGUAACUCCCUGCAUUUUGUACAUGUUCAGAUAUACUGUAUAUGUUUUUUAAGUUGUUAUACUGUAAGAAGUUUAGUAAUGGUCUUUUUCUUCUUAUAAAGGGAAAUAUUUUUGAGCAAUUUUCAAGCUAAAUAACUGUUAAAACUGAUUGAUUUAUCAGGCUGCUGAACAGAUUGUUUACUGUAGUUCAUAAAGGGGUGAUGUUUACAUAUGCUGAAAUAUGCACUAUUUUUAUAUUGAGCUAUAUUAUACGGCAAUAAUGAACAUAUGGUAAUUAUUCAUGCAAAACCAAUAAACCAUAGGACUCUUUUGAACUCUCCAAUGUUCUAGUACAAGAUUAUUACUUAGAAAAUAAAUGAUUUCAUUAACUAUUAGGUCUAAAGCACAACUAAUGUUUCUUUUGUUAGUACUUUAAUAGAUAUGUUCUUUUGUAUUUUAUAAAUCAAUAAACAUUCCUUUUGUGUGAAAAUGUGUGGAUUUGUUUAGUUGCAGAAUUCAAUAGUAUUAAAAAAAAAAAAAAAAAAAGCGAUCAUGUUUUACAAAUUUAAUUUUCAGAAUUAUUCUACGGUAAUAAAAUGAACACCCCAGAUAAUCAAGUGUCAUUUUUUGAGUGCAAUAACGAUCAUUACAGAUUAUUAUGUGUAUUGAGAGUGUACUGUAUGUUAUUCCUGUGAUUAAAGUGGAAAGAAAAGUAUGACCACAUUGUUUAUAUUAAAACUUUACUUCCUUUUACUACAUUCACAGCUAUAUACCCAUUUAACUCACUACUUUUGUUUACAAAAAUAAGCAAAUGUUAUACAGGGUUUCCAAACAACACGGCUACAUAUGCUUUUCAUUUUAUGGUCAAACAGUACAUCAAUAUAAAACAUGCAAAUCUGGAGGCAGAGUUUUAAAAUAAAAAAAAGUGCCCAGACCUGUAUAAAUAGCAAACCAACUGGUAAGAUGGCAGGUCAAAUAUACGCUGUAUAUUCAUAUAUUUAUAUAUAUAACGUGUAAAAGAACACGGAUAUGCAUUCACAGCACACCCAGAGAUACACACUGUUUGCUAGGGUGAAGAUACACAAAAAAAAACGACCACUUCAAAUCACAAAAUUAAAAAAAAAAAAAAAAGAAAUCUACAAAAUACUUAGUGAAUUUAAAUGUGGUUUUCAGACAUUCAGACACUGUCUUAUGAACAUUUCAGUUAUGUGCUUGCAAAAUGAAUCAGUUUUUGGCGCAAGUCGUAGCAUAAGACCCAAAAUUUCAACUUUUAACAGCUGAUGAUCAAAUUCAUAAGAUGACCGGCCAAAAACUGACUGCUGGAAACAUUUUAGAAACUCCUGCCCACAUGCAAAGCUCACAUCUAGAUGCUGAUCUCUGUUAAUCAUACCAUUAUGUCCCAUUAAUUAAGGUUCCUCCUCAGAUUACAUUCGACUCGCACUAGGGAGUGAGCAGCACAGGUGUCCAGGAGAGCAUUAUGGGAUGCAUUCAUGAUCAGAGAAGGUUUAAUCAAGCUUUGAUCACAUAGUGGAGUAAACAAAGGUAAAAACACUGCAAGAAGAAACACUACAGUUUGAUUGCAUUUAUGAAGGAAUGAGAAACAUAUGUAGUGGUGUUUUCUAGCCGUUUAUGUGGUGUGUUGCACUACUGUCUAUAUUCAGCCAUUAAAGACAACCAAAAAAAAAAAAAAAAAAA